UAGGGGCGCGGCCUGGGUGCUUGUCCUCCACGAGGACAAAAUGGUCUUCGGAUGCUCCAGAGUUUUGUGCUCCAGCUCAUUGUUGAAAAUCAUGAUGUCCAUAAGGAGCUGGAGGUGUGAAGUUCCAUAUUCUACAGUUGAUGUGUCACCAGGCCUUGGUCACACUCCUGUCAUGCUCAAAGAGGUGCUGCAUUAUUUAGACCUCCAGCCAGGGCAGGUGGUCCUAGACAUGACGUUUGGAGGCGGUGGUCAUUCAAAGGCCAUACUAAACACUGUCCCUGAAGUCACGCUCCUGGCAUUAGACAGAGAUCCCACAGCUAUUUGUUUGGCCGAGGACUUAGCCAAGGAAUACCCUGAGCGAGUUAAGCCGAUCCUGGGUCGGUUCAGUGAAAUCCUGUCCCUGCUGUCCCACAUGAGGAUACCGGAGAGAAGUGUGGACGCGGUGCUGUUGGACGCAGGCUGUUCCUCCAUGCAGAUGGACCAGGCCCAAAGAGGGUUCUCUCUGAGCAAAGACGGCCCACUGGACAUGAGGAUGGAUGGAGACAGGUACCCUGACAUGCCCCACGCGGCUGACGUUGUGAAUACCUUAGAUCAACAGGCUCUCGCAUCCAUCCUCAGCGCAUACGGCGAAGAAAGACGAGCUUGGAAAAUCGCUUCAGCCAUAGUGGAGGCUCGCCGGUCCAGCCCUCUCACCACCACUCAUCAGCUUGCCACAGUGGUCGCAGGAGCCUUCCCGGCUGCGGCGAUGUACGCCCGUAAAGACAGACUGAACCGGCCCUCACAUGUGGCAACCAAGACUUUCCAGGCUCUACGCAUCUUUGUGAAUGAUGAGCUAAACGAGCUGCACGCUGGUCUGCUGGCAGCGCAGAGUGCUCUGAGGCCCGGGGGACGCCUGGUCGUGAUCACCUUCCACUCUCUGGAGGACAGAUUGGUCAAAAGGUUUUUACAAGGGGAAGACAUGUCCAACCUGGAUGAGUUUCACUUUGAACAGAAACAGAAAAAAGCAAAGUAUGCAGAGAGACCAAGAGAGAGAAGUGAACACUGGGCUCCGAUCAAAAGGAAAGUGGUGACUCCCGAGAAACAGGAAAUGUUAGAAAAUCCAAGAGGACGUUCAGCUAAACUCAGAGCUGUGUCAAGACUCUGAGAAAUGCUCUAUUCAGGGUUAAUUUUGUUCAAAAGUGUCCUUUGAACAUGUAACUUGGUAAAAUCAAGUUUAAAGUAACUAUAUGUAUAUUAUGUUUGGAAGCUAAGGAUGGAAACAAAAGACUCCUCACAGUUGGAUUUAUACUUUAUGUAAAAAUGAACCCAAAAGUGUGUCAGCAGGGUAAUUGUGCACAACCAUGACUAAAUGUCUUGAGUAGUUUUGGUUAGUCAUUUGACUGGCUUCAAUGGUUGGAAAGGAUGUUUGACUGAACUCAGAGCAGUGAUUGUAAGAAAUUAAUUAUACUAUUUCCUCUCCAGGGCAUAGCCAUUCUUGACAAUUGCCUUGUGAGUCAUUUAAGAUUUAGAUGACUUUAACUCAUCAUAUGACCACAGAACUGGUAAAAGCACUCAGUACUUAAGCAUUGUCAUUGACCUACACAGCAUAUGCUACAAAAUAUUAUAUUUAACAUUUAAAAGGGAUUUAUUUCACAUCACAACAUUUUUUCACAUUGUGUUGCAAUUGAUGGAAAAAAAAUCAUUACAAUAAUUAAAAAGCCCUGCUGAAGAACUAAUGAGAAAUCACUGUUUUAUUUAGCCAGUUUUAUUUAGUUUUAUUUUUUGUGAUAAUUUUUAUUUAAAAAUGAUCAAAAAAUAAAAACGUGUGAAAAUAUUAAUUGGUGCACAAUUAUUAUUUAAUGUCUUGUGUAAUUUUUGUUAAUCGUUUGGCUCUCAAAAUCAGUGGGUUUAUAGCGUUCGGCUCCAGUCAAAUGAAGCUGAUUGAGGUUGCACUAAUUGAGGCAAAUUUGUAGCAGAGCUACAUAUUUGGAAAGUCUGCAAUUAUCAUAGACAAUCCGGAGUGAAGCUGUUGAAGGUAACACAACUUCCCACCCACACCGCUGGUUUAGCAGGAAUUGGGCACUUAGCAACACUGUCAAUCAAACCUGUUGCUAACACUAGCGGGAAAGAGUUAGAAAGCACUUAAAGUAAGUAAUUGGGAAGACAAAACAAUGUCACUGUCACCUGAAAUACAGCAAACACUAAAGUGGCAUGUAGACUGACCCAAAGACUGACCCAAGACUUUCCCAAAUGACUCAAUGAAUGAAUGACUAACCCAAGACUGACCGAAAUGAAACCAACAAAUAACCAUAACCCACAACCCAACAACCAUAGAUCGCAUAGUGUUGACCCCACCAUAAUGCUGCUAACUAGUAAAGAAUGUGCCACUAUGUUGAUAAAUAUAAAGCCCUACUUGCACUAAACUGGCAGCACCUUGUUGGAAAAUGGGUUAGACAACCACUCAUGACUCCAUCUAGUGGUACAAAAGAACACUGCAUCUUUUGGUCCCUGUUAAUCAUCACAUCACUCAAAAGAGACCACCUUUUUCUCUUGACUAUGCUCAACACAUAUUUUUGGUAUUGUUAUUUGCUGUGAAACGGUGAGUCAGAACACCACAACUUUUCAAUACAAAAAACUUCACCUGCGUCAGCUCUAGUGAUACAGCUACUUUGUGUCCUUGCUGUCUUGUUCAGCUUUCGAGUUUUGUUAUCAGAAGCGACUUCUGUAUUGACCUAUAAUUUAAUGAAAAAUCAGUAUGUAUGCGUUGCUGAUGUACUUGGUUGAGUAGCCCUACUGUACCAUAUGAAGACCUCUAAAUGAAUGGAUGACGCAAGUGUUAGAAGUGGUGCUGAAUGAGCUGCUUGUUCUUGAGCAUUCUCUCACCUCCGGCUGUAAGCAGUUGAGGUGUUUGGAUCUUUACUAUUUGCUUUCACUAAUUGCGAUUGCUCCGUAAAGAUUAUCAACACUUUUUUUUUCUUCCUCUCUCUCUUGUCUCACUUUGGUGCUCUCUAAAUAUACCUUGUUCUUGUUACCUUGGAAACGAAAUGGCGCAAGUAACAUUUAACAGUGUCUAAAAAUAUGCUGUCUAAUAUGAUGCCAUAACUUGAGUGAGUUGUUUGACAUCAGUGGCCUCUUGUUGACAAAGGACGAGUUAAAAGUAUGGGAUUUGGGGAUUAUUUUCCCGUAUGCUAACUUUGAAUGGCCACUUUCAGAGCAGUACUCAGUAUUAUGAGGUAAACAAUCCUUGAGACAAGACUAAGGUAAUAGAUAAACUACUUAACCAUAGACUCUUUGUAAUUUGACCUCCAAAAUACAGUAGGACAGGUUGUGUGGUGUUGUAGUACAUUCAGGGACAGACUUGAGAAGUGAGUCUAGUGGAUAACAAAUUAUAUAAAGUGUUAUAAUAUAAAAACCCAAUAUUCUUGGGUUUCAGAUGGCCUGACAAUAUUCUUGGCCCUUAUUAAAAGCAAUUAUGCAAUACAAAUCAAAAUAUAUCUUUUGAAUGGGAAAGGUUCUCACAAAAUCCUUGAAGUCAGGAAUAUGCCUACCACCAAAAAAAGUAGCAAAGAAAAAGAAAAAUCCAACCUUCUCCAGUCCUGUAAUAUAGUUUCCUUUAGUCUAACUCAUAAGCAUGUUAAAAUUGACGUUUGACACCACAAAUCGUUCAAAGCAAUAAAACAAAUCAAUGGAGUAAAAGUGAAUCAAUACAGAGGCUUUGGGUGUUAUUUUGCUAACACUUAAAUAUUGACCUGUUUAUGGCAGAUGAGGAGUUCCUAAUGUGCUGUAUAAAAGUGACAUUAAUGUCAGUGUCAACUCUCCUCUUUCUUUGUUAAAUCUGUACUGUACAAGAUUGUAAUGUUUAAUGGUCCUAUAUUGCACAAAGUUGACUAUUGUGAGCUUUGGGCCAUGUUAUACUGUUGUUACCUCAUUAAAAACCUGGAACCUGAAA
Boleophthalmus pectinirostris (great blue-spotted mudskipper) is the source of this 3928-nucleotide messenger RNA. It is a transcript of the gene mettl15, whose product is annotated as methyltransferase like 15. The coding region runs from base 41 to 1144 and encodes 367 amino acids. The transcript has 6 exons. The record is from RefSeq and is a predicted model, not a curated record. Gene Ontology annotation, biological process: rRNA base methylation. Gene Ontology annotation, molecular function: rRNA (cytosine-N4-)-methyltransferase activity. NCBI's taxonomy places the organism in Eukaryota, Metazoa, Chordata, Actinopteri, Gobiiformes, Gobiidae.